UUCUCUUUCAUUUUGGGUGGUUUUUCUGAUUAGGAUGGAGCCGCCUGGAGCUCUCAGUGUGGAGGCCUUGCGGGAGCGGCUGCUUCAGGGGCUGGAAGCCGAGCAUGUGGAGGUGGAAGACACAACCCCUGGACGCUGUGCCACAAGCUUCAAGGUCCUGGUAGUUUCUCCUCGUUUCCGGGGGAAAGCGCUGCUGCAGCGGCACCGGCUGGUGAAUGAACUCUUAUCAGAGGAGCUGAAACUCAUUCACGCCUUUGAGCAGAGAACACUGACACCAGAACAGUGGGCAAAAGAGCAAGAAGCUAAGUGAGAGGAACCCACCCCCACUUGACAGAAAGGCAACAGUACGGAGACCAAACCCAGUACCCUAAGAGGACAAGUGCAACAGCACCAUGGAAUGAACUUUAGAUGCAGACAACGGGACACAUCCAUGUCACUCCAGAAGGACUAGGAGGACUUGAAAGAGCAUGAAGCAGUAAAUUAAACAGCCAAAAAGCU
Elgaria multicarinata webbii is the source of this 498-nucleotide messenger RNA. It is a transcript of the gene BOLA2B, whose product is annotated as bolA family member 2B. Gene Ontology annotation, molecular function: 2 iron, 2 sulfur cluster binding. Bases 35 to 310 code for a protein of 91 amino acids. NCBI's taxonomy places the organism in Eukaryota, Metazoa, Chordata, Lepidosauria, Squamata, Anguidae. Gene Ontology annotation, cellular component: nucleus; cytosol. The transcript has 3 exons. The record is from RefSeq and is a predicted model, not a curated record. Gene Ontology annotation, biological process: intracellular iron ion homeostasis.